CGAAGUCAAUCGAACAUCGUAGGAGAGAGGGAGAGGGAGAGGGAGAGGGGGAGGGGGAGGGAGAGGGAGAAACCUCUUACUCCGAGGAUUGCUAGGAUUGAAAGGAAACAAGGUACGGGAAAGAGAGGAGAGAGGCGGAGAGGGAUGUUAUUUCAAGAGAUCGUGGUGUUGGCUAGGUCAAGAAUUGUUGGGGAGCGAAGUUUCCGUUAUUUACCUUGCAAUCCUCGCUUUUAACCCCGCAGAGGCCUUGGUACUAAGUCCGAUCGAUUUCCUAGAAUAGAAGAAAAGGGCUUGUUUUGGUUUGGUUUAGUUUGGUUUGUGUUUUAGGGUUUGGAGAGGGGAGGAUAGUGAUUGAUGGAUAGUGGUCUUGUGGAUGAUAUCAUACGGCGGCUGCUGGAGGUGAGAGGGAAGCCAGGAAAGCAGGUGCAGCUCUCGGAGGCGGAGAUUCGCCAGCUCUGUGUUGUGUCACGUGAUAUCUUUCUGCAGCAACCCAAUCUGCUCGAGCUUGAGGCUCCCAUUAAAAUUUGCGGUGACAUUCAUGGCCAGUACUCUGAUCUGUUGCGGCUCUUUGAAUAUGGAGGUCUUCCUCCUGCAGCUAAUUACCUCUUCUUGGGGGAUUAUGUAGACAGAGGGAAGCAGAGUCUUGAAACAAUAUGCCUCCUUUUAGCCUACAAAAUCAAGUACCCAGAAAACUUUUUUCUUUUGAGAGGGAACCAUGAAUGUGCUUCGAUAAACCGCAUUUAUGGGUUUUAUGAUGAAUGUAAACGCAGAUUCAAUGUGAGGAUUUGGAAAGUCUUCACAGAUUGCUUUAACUGCCUUCCUGUGGCAGCUCUUAUUGAUGAAAAGAUCCUCUGUAUGCAUGGAGGUCUAUCUCCAGACUUGCAUAGUUUGGAUCAAAUAAGAAACCUAGCACGGCCAACAGAUGUUCCUGAUACUGGUUUACUCUGUGAUCUUCUCUGGUCUGAUCCUAGUAAAGAUGUUCAAGGUUGGGGAAUGAAUGAUAGGGGCGUUUCCUAUACCUUUGGUGCUGACAAGGUGUCUGAGUUCCUUCAAAAGCAUGAUCUAGAUCUUAUAUGUCGUGCUCACCAGGUUGUUGAAGAUGGUUAUGAGUUCUUUGCUGAUAGGCAACUGGUUACAAUAUUCUCAGCACCAAAUUACUGCGGUGAAUUUGACAAUGCUGGUGCUAUGAUGAGCGUGGAUGACACUCUGAUGUGUUCCUUCCAGAUAUUAAAGCCUGCAGAAAAGAAAAAGUUAAAUUUUGGAAGUACAACAACUAGUAAAUUGGGCACACCUCAACCAGGAGUAAAGUCUUUUCUUGGGGCAAAAGUUUGAGGGCUAUUCUUCACACGAUGGAGAUCGCCGCUUCGAUGCCUUAAGAGAUUUCUUUUUGGAUGCAAUGUGGGGUUUGAUAUAUGAUAGUACAUAGUGAUUACAGCACAAUUCAGGGAUUAAACGAUUGAGCCUUGAACAUCUGAAAAAUCAUGAGCUGAAGCUUCUUCGGAGGUAAAUUACUGAAGAUGUUAUUACUCCAAUUUUCAGUGUAAUAAUAAGCAACUUUUUCACUUCUUCCAUUUCGCUAGAUUUAGCUAUUGGUGGUUCCUGUGAAUGGCAUCUUUUUGCUAAUACUGCUAUUGUGGUAUUCUGUUUUAUGAGUGUUUUGUGAGAGAGGCAAUUUUUAGCCUGAUGGAAGAUUGAUAUGCCCCCUGCCUGUUCUGGCUAUUGAUUUCUGGUUAUAAUACUAAGCUGCUGAUGAAAUCAAUUUUUAUAUUAUCA
Messenger RNA from Dendrobium catenatum, 1773 nucleotides. RefSeq names its product serine/threonine-protein phosphatase PP1-like. The transcript has 4 exons. The record is from RefSeq and is a predicted model, not a curated record. Lineage: Eukaryota; Viridiplantae; Streptophyta; Magnoliopsida; Asparagales; Orchidaceae. Gene Ontology annotation, cellular component: cytoplasm; nucleus. The coding region runs from base 355 to 1332 and encodes 325 amino acids. Gene Ontology annotation, molecular function: protein serine/threonine phosphatase activity.